Molecule: messenger RNA, 6307 nt
Organism: Danio rerio (zebrafish)
Lineage: Eukaryota; Metazoa; Chordata; Actinopteri; Cypriniformes; Danionidae
Source: RefSeq, a predicted model, not a curated record
UGCUGGAAAGAAGAAACUCGGCGUCGUCGUCAGCAGUUGCAACGCGGGGCGGAGAGGCGGAACGCGGCGACGGAAAGCAGAUAUAUCUUUAAACUAGCAAGGAAAUAACGCCAAAGGAAACGCUCACCUGUUAAAUCGCUCUGCGCUGACAAGGCCUUCCCUUUCUGUCCCUGGAAUAUUCUGGAUCCCUGGAGGAUUUUUGCUGUCAUCAUGAUUAGAUUCUUCAGGAGACUCUAGCCUUGCAAACCCUCAUUAAAGGAGGGAAUUGGUUGGGUGUGGAGCCACGUAUACCCAACGUCAAUUAUAGCGGAGGACCCAAGAACCAUGUAGUGUACCUCUUCCAUCCACAGGGGGGCGGGUUAACUUUGUAGUUGUUUUUUGUACAGUUUUUUUUUUUUUUUUUUUUUGCUGGGAGUUGGUCUACAAGGUGAGCCAGAAAUGGUCUUGCACACCUCUCCCUACCCCAGUGCCUUCCUCAGCUUUCUGAGUGGUCUGUCUUGGGCCUUUGUUUUCCCUUGCUACUGGCUAUUGGAUCGCUUAUUGGCCUCUUGUGUAGCAACAUCACUAGAGAAACGCAGACGCUCUCAGGAUCCCUGCUCUUUCCUGGCACUUGGGGUUCUGAUCUCUACACCACUUUACCUGGUGCUGCUACUAGCAUCCUUACCCUUUGCCUUCAUUGGUUUUCUCUUGUGGGCACCACUGCAGAGCAUCAGGAAACCUUAUAUCUACUCUCACCAGAAACCAGACAAGCAUGGUGUGGAGCAGGGCUCUGCGGCUGGAACUGGGGCAGCACUUGCUGAGUGGCGUCCACAAGGACGCAGCUUUUGCUUUGGCAGUGCCAACGUUUGCUUGCUGCCAGACUCACUUGCACGCUUUAACAACCUAGCGGACACUCAACGCCGGGCUAGGGAAGUGGGCAAGCGAAUUCGGAACGGUGCCAGCAGACCCCAAAUCAAGAUAUACAUCGACUCGCCCACAAAUACUUCAAUCAGUGCUGUAUCCUUCUGCAGCUUGUCUACCCAGGGCUUCCGCCGGACCUCUUCUUUGGACCAUCGUCCCGAUCCUGUAGUCACCACUGAAAAUGAGACUGAGGCCUUAACCGAGUGUCCCAUUCACACCUCAGGAGGUACAAGUUCAGAUUGCCCCAUCCACAGCACUGGAGUCCAGAAUUCCUCAGAGUGCCCUCUCCAUCCUAAUGAAGAAGAGCAUGCUCCUGAUUGUGCCAUGCACCAGUCUUCAGAUUCAGAGUGUCCAGUACAUAGCAACAUAAUGCAGAACUCAGAAGAUUGUCCACUCCAUCCAUCUGGAGUGCAAAUCAGCAUCACCUCUCCUGAUUCUGAGCCGGCUGAGGCUGAAAAAGGAAACCAUCAAACCGGGGACGGGGACACAGGUAGUCUAGACAGCCGCACAGCCUCGCGAGAAUCCCUGGUUCGCUUCCAUGCAGCCGAUGGAGGGAUAUCUCCCAACAACACCCUUUCACAACACCGCACCUCAGUCUUCAAAAGACCAAUAGGACGCAAACGUCGUCAUGGAGACGAUGGCUUUGACCACGAGAUAUCUGCCUUCUUCCCAGCCAACCUUGACUUCCUCUGUCUUCAGGAAGUCUUUGACAGGCGGGCCGCCGAUAGGCUCAGGAGGCAGUUGCACCGCUAUUUUCCCUUUGUACUGAGCGAUGUAGGACGCUACGGCUGGAAAGGCUGUUGCUCCAGAUUCAAGUUCUUAAACAGCGGUCUCCUGUUGGCCAGUCGCUACCCUAUAUUGGAUGCUCAUUAUGAAUGCUUCCCCAAUGGGCGCAGCGAAGAUGCUCUGGCUGCUAAAGGAGUACUUUUUGCCAAGGUGCAGGUGGGAAGCUCCGCUCAGGACCAGCGUGUUGUUGGAUACAUCACCUGUACUCAUCUGCAUGCUAUUGAAGGCGAUGCGGCGGUGCGCUGCGAGCAGUUGGACAUGUUGUUGGAGUGGGGCGCAGAGUUUCGAAGGGUCACCUCGUGUCCCGCAGAUGAGGAGAAGGUGCUGGAGGAUCAGGUGGCCUUCGAUGUGAUCCUCGGAGACCUCAACUUCGACAACUGUUCCUCAGAGGAUAAGUUGGAGCAGCAGCAUUCGCUCUUCACUCAUUAUAAAGACCCGUGUCGUCUGGGACCAGGAGAGGACAAACCCUGGGCUCUAGGUACAUAUUUGGACACAAGUGGGAUCUAUGAUGAGGAAGUCAGUUCACCAGAGAGCCUACAAAAGGUGAUGGAGAAUGAAGAGGGCAGAAAAGAGUAUUUGGUGUUCCCCACAAGCAAGAACCAUUGUCCCAGUCAGAAGGGGCGCAAAAUACCCCUGAAGGGAAACGGCAGGAGAAUCGAUUACAUCCUUUAUAAAGAGGAAGGCCUUCACCAGGACUGGAAAGUGGAUAUAGAGGAGUUCAGCUUCAUCACUCAACUGGCUGGAUUGACUGACCAUCUCUCAGUGGCUGCAAGAUUGGUUGUGUCAACUGGAGAAGAGGAGACUUAGAACCCGGCCGUAAUUGAGAAAAAUCAAUGCCACGGAGAGAGAGGAGAGAGAGGCAAAGAGAGAAGUGAAUGAAAGGAAAAGCAGCAGGAGGAGGCAUUUCGUCCAGCUUCCUGACAGAUGAGGCAAGGGUGAUUGAGAAGGUUGGUAAAUCGUAAAAAACAACAACAACGGAUGACAUAAACUAGAGAGGGGGGUGAGGGAAGCUGAGAAUACCGACAUCGACUGAAAACAGGUGCAUGUUGUUCUCUGUCCACCCCUGGACUCUGCUUGUUUACAUCAAAACUGAUAAACAAAAGAUUUAACUCACCUUUGCACUUCUGAAGCUUCUCUGGGGCCCUAAAGGGGCGGAGGCCAUUUUCUGGUGCCAUGACCCAGAUUUUUGAAGGAAGGCUGUUUCAAGAUUGACUGUUCUGGUCGCCUUUGUACGUCGAACAUGUGUUUCAAGUUAGAUCUAUCCCUCAGCGUUCUUCAAAAGACCUCAGCAAGUGUCUUUCUUUUCUAACGUCUUUUUAAGGUUUCUAUGGCCUCGCGCCAUCUUUUUAGGGAGUUUAUAUACUGAUAUACAAUGAUGGCAUUGUAUGGCCUCAUCUAACACUACGUUAAACAAUGUUUCAGAUACAGUGACCAACUACCGGAUGUGACCCCCAAACCAUUGGUAGAUGCAUGCUUCGCAGUGCACCGCCAUGUUUGUCAUGGCCUGCAUGUUUGACGUGAACGCCCAGAUGCUAUUUUUCACUAAAAUCCCCAAUCCCUGAACACCGUCUUUUUCUUCUUGCAGUAUUGCUGUGGCUCCAUCACAGGAAUAAAGGUGUCAUUGAAAGGCGCCGCAGUGUUCACUGUUUACAUAUUUGAGCCAAGAUUGUCGUCCCCUGCAAAUGUUUACACACAGUUCCCCAAGAACUACCCCAAGUUAGACCCACCUAAGCUCGCUGUUCAUGUGUUAACACAACUGCUUUUAUACUCUCUGAAAGUUUCUGUUAUAAGUUGUUAUUAUUAUUGUUAUCAUUAUUCUUAUGAUUAUUAUGGUUCGUAGAUUUGACAUUUAUGUGCUUUUUACAAAUGACUACAUUAUUCCCCAUGAUGCAUUUUAUCUGCUUUUUUGCUGUAGUAGAGGUUUACAGCAGCCUAGUGUAGAGCUCCGCCCUGUUUUGACUGAAAAAUUAAUUGGCCAAUCAGUAUGCCUGUAGACGUGUUUAGCUUUGCUGUAACAGAUGCUGUGUUCUAUUCAGUUCUGAAUGUGGAUACUAAAAUACUGGAGCCGUUUGAGAUUCAGUGGCAAUAACGUAUUUCGCAUGGAAUGACAACGUGAAAGUAAUGCAUGUUAAACUACUCUGACUGAAAGUGUUUUACCAAAGUUAAUCAAAAUCAAAAACAUACAAAACCAACAUAGGCUUAUUCUGAAAACAUUAGUAGAGAUCGUAAUUAUGUAGCCAGAAGUACAUCUUUAAAAUGAACGCUACAGAACAAUAUCUGCUGACUACUUACCUCCAUAUGGACGGCUUUCUUGCUGUUAACAGUUUGUCCAGUAGCUACCAUGUACAUUGGCGGACUUAAGAUGCAGUGAGGAGUUGACCACAAUGAUGGUGUUCGAGUCUGAUAAAGAAUGGUUAUAGAAUGCGGGCAAAACAGAAGCCAAAAAAUAUGAUAAGUAAAUAAUGGUGAGAAUGUGGUAAAAUCUGAAAAUUUUAUCAAAUUCUUUUUCUGGAUUGAUUUUUAAAACUGUUGGUUGGGUUUAUAGAAGUUUAUAGAAGGUUAAUCUGUGUUUCUGAAAACACUAUUGGUUGGGUUAAGGGAUGGAGGAUGGUAAGCCAGUGAUUCAGUCAGUCAAACAGUCAGUUGACAACGGCCUCUGCACUGCAAAAACACUGCACUGUUUCUAGUCCAAAUAUCUAAAAAAUCUUAAAUGAAGAAUUAUUUAGACAAGCAAAACAUAUUGUUUUGUUUUAAGAAAUAAUAUGCCAAAAUGAAGUGAUUUUUUCCUUAAAACAAGCAAAAUAAUCUGCCAAUGGGGUAAGCAAAACAAUGUUAUAUAAAAAGGAAAAACAAGAUUAUUUUACUCAAUAAAAAAAGAUGUGUAUAAGCUACGAUAGAAACACUUUUACCGAACAAAUUUCAGUAUGCACAUUAAAAAAAAAGUUGUUUUUUUUUAGGUCAUUUGGUGAUCAAAAUGUGCGUGAAUGGAUAAUCCAGCAGGCUGAGCACAUUGUAAAACAUCUGAAAUGUUGUUUUGGUCAUUGUAAUACGUCUAAUCAUUUCAAUAUUAAUGUUAUUAUAUUAUGAAAUACCUCCAGAAUAGUCAAGAGCGUCUGUGCUCUGCAUCUCAUGCCUUCAAACGCCACCAUGCAUACAUUGCAUGUCGACAGAGGCGCAAGUAAUGUAUUAAAUAAAAAAAAAGAUUCACGCAGCUUCUCCUACUGCAGCAAAUUAUAUUUUCAUAUUUGAUAUUUGGCGCCAGUUAAUCAGGAAGUGAUGAUUUUGUUUUCUUUGACUACUUGGAUGGAAACGCUGCUUUAUUUGCAAAUCUUUUUUGCGAUAUUACAGUUUUGCGCUUAAAUUUAUUACGCAUCUUUGAAUGGAAAUAUAGCUAUUUAAGUCAGAUUGUAGAAUAAAUGAUCUUUUUGGUGAAUCAUAAACAUACUGUAGUAAAACUAUAAUAGUCAGAUUCAUAAAUAAAUAAUUCUUUGAAUCUAAUAAAUAAAAUGCAGUAUGACAAUGGAAGUGUAUUUUCAAUAUGAAUAAUUAUUAUGAUUCAAAUCUUUUUGGAAACAUGUCAAAGUCUCUUUAAGACAAGUCAUUUCACUCGACAACCAUCUUUGAAACACCACUCGGAAUCCUCAGUCUAUAGCUAUAGCUGAUUGGCUCCUUUACUAGUAGACAGGGCUUCAUUCGCCAUAUUGACCGUUACAUUUUUCCCCAUUCAAAACUAGAUGAGUGACACGUCUUGUGUCUUCUAUAGUCGUUGAACUCGCUUUCUAAAUGAAUUACUUAUUUAAGUGAAAUAGUUUUUUGUGGAUCAAAAACAUAUAAUACAGCCAUGUUUAAUCUAAGAUGAAUGACCCUAACCCUAAUGUUUUUAUUUGAUUAUUUUGGUCAAAUUAAAAACACAUAGCCCACUGUAAGUAUUAGAUUGAUUUCAGUUUAUAGCAGUUGCUCAUUAGACAAUGUGUAGGUAAAAUGACAAGUUCUGAGUUUCGGAGUAUAGUUUUUUGAAGUAGUGUUUGUGGUUGUGGUUGGAAGGCAGAAAUAGGAACAUCCCAUUAAAAGUUUGAAUAGAACACAGCAUCAAUCCAGUGCCGAUUCACCCACCCCGCCACUAAUGUUAAUCUAGCGUAUCGUUCUUUAAUCAGGUCAGUGUGCCAUAAUAAUGAACCCUAUCCAGAUUCACAGUACUUAUGCUUAUAAGGGAGCACAGGGUGCAGUUCAGAGUUUCUCAUGGUAGUGAAAACCCUUGUUCUCAAUCUGAACUCUUUCUAUUGUAACUAAACUGCCAUUGUUUUCCAAGGUCAGUGUUUCAGGGUCAAGCAGGAGAGCUGUAGUACAGAUGCAUGCAGUGAAAUAGUGAAGCUUCACCAUUUCUCACUCUCAUCGCUGUCCAUUAAGAUCUUACUGUUCUCUAUAUUGUUUUUUUUGAGACUGUAUGCGUUUUUUGUUGUUGUUUCUCUUUUCUUUUUUUAAUUUCGAGGAAUUUGGCUUGCUAUAAGCUUUCGGCUGGUCAGGUUUUCAAGAGGAAAAUGGAAAGGGAAAAGCUUUCUCAGUGUCAGCUCUUUAUAAAUGCAUUUUGGUUCUGCUUUUUAUUAAAAAAAUCCCUCUUUGA